Coregonus sp. 'balchen' is the source of this 20209-nucleotide messenger RNA. The record is from the annotation of a GenBank genome assembly. NCBI's taxonomy places the organism in Eukaryota, Metazoa, Chordata, Actinopteri, Salmoniformes, Salmonidae.
AUGGAGCUGUGUAGUGGAACUCUAGUGUCACCACUCUCCCCUCUGUCCACUCUCUCUGUCAAGUUGUGUAUGUGUGGGAGUGUCAUUGUUGACCUUGUGUUCCCUCUGCACCAUCUCUAUCAUAGAUUGAACUAACUGUGUCUGUGGUCAGAGUGUGUAUCUAUCUGUAUUGUAGUUUCAUGUAGGCUAACCUCUCUUUCUCCUCUCUCUCUACCAGGGAUCGAGUUGUGCCUACCAGCCUGGCGUUUCUCCAUGACCAUGGUUGCCAGCUUCGUGGUGCUGGGUGGGCAGCUCCUGAUGCCAGGGAUGGCAUAUCUCUGUCGAGACUGGCAGGUCCUGCAGGCUGUCAUCAUCUGCCCGCUGCUCCUCAUGCUGGCUUAUAUCUGGUGAGGACAACACCUACUUUACUCCCCAUCUCAGGCAAAGCGCAAAACUGUUCUGGGACCAGGCUAUACUUCAACACCUGCUACAAUUUGGCAUCUCAGUGUUGAUAUAUUUAGCUAUUUAUUGUAUGCAUACAGAGGAUCCCAUUUAUAUUGAAAAUACUGAUUUAAUUCACUUGAUAAGGUGCUACUCCCAAUUAUCCGACACUACAGGUCAUGAUUGGUUUCUGCUUUAUGUUAAUGUGGGUUAUAUUUAUCCAAUGCUCAUAUUAUGUAUGUAUGAAAUGAGUAUGGGGCCAGUGGGGCAUGGGAGAACUCGGAAAUGCAGUAUUAUCUGUGUAGUUCCCAGGACACUGGAGUUUAAUCAGAGAUGUAUAGAAUCAGAGGGAAGCUUCUUGGGAUUUUUCCAGCUCUGUUUCCCUCUGUAAUAACAAUACCUAAUCACCUAUUAUAUUUGUAGCUUAAGCUACUGUACAUGUUACUAUAGCUGGUAUUUUUAAAGCCUGGGUAAUAAGUCAUAAUUAAUUAACCACCUGAGUCUGAAAAUGGUGUGUAUGUGUGUGUGUGUGUCUGUGUGUAUAUACAGUAUAUAUAUAUAUAUAUAUAUAUAUAUAUAUAUAUAUAUAUAUAUAUAUAUAUAUAUAUAUACUGUAUAUAUACACGGACACACACGGGGACACACAUGGACACACACCAUUUUCAGAUUCAGGGAUUCCCACAGAGCCUGAGGAGGAGACUGAUUUAUUGAGAUUCCUAUCAGCCUCUCAUUAAAUCCCAGUGAAAAAAAUUCAUACUAAUUUCAGUCCCCUGUAGCUCAGUUGGUAGAGCAUGGCGCUUGCAACGCCAGGGUUGUGGGUUCGUUUCCCACGGGGGGGCAGUAUGAAAAUGUAUGCACUCACUAACUGUAAGUCGCUCUGAAUAAGAGCGUCUGCUAAAUGACUGAAAUGUUUUUUUUAAAUGUAUUCAGCGGUUCAUAUUGUAUUGAGGAGAGAGUUAGUGAGUGUUCUGUCUUGUCUCCAUGCAGGAUCUUUCCUGAGUCGCUGCGGUGGCUGCUGGCCACUCAACAGUACGGCCGCUCCAAGUGGAUCAUGGGACACAUCAUCAAGAAGAACCAGGUCAACCCCGAGCUGGACACUGACCACAUCCUUACAGGUAGAGAUCACUAUUGUAAUUAUUGCUGUAAUUAACACUAUCUAAUUAGCCCAAGUGUUUCGUCUUUGGUUUAAAUUAGUUUCUUUGCUCUGCUAUGGGUUUAAUUUUGUUAUUUGGAAGUGAAAUGUUUGUUGAUCCCUGAAGUGAAAGGUUCUCCUUAGACAAUAUCUCUAGAAAGGACAGUUAGGCUAGUCUCUAGAUCCUUUUCAUUAUUAUUCACUAUCUAUUAACGUUGAAUACUUUGAACAAAACUCUGGCUGUGUUUACGCAGGCAGCCCAAUUCAGAUCUUUUUUUCACUAAUUGGUCAUUUGACCAAUCAGAUCAGCUCUGAAAAAAAUAUGAUGUGAAAGAUCAGAUGUAAUUGGUCAAAAGACAAAUUAGUGGAAAGAAUAUCAGAAUUAGGCUGCCUGUGUAAACGCAGCCAUGAGCAUACAGUAUAUAAGAAUACCAAUGUUAGUUUCUCUCUGAGACAGAAAGGCCUCGGCAGGCUCAGUAGAGUGUAGGUCCCUGUUGUCCAGUCAACAGUCUAUAUGGAUUAUCUGACUGACGGGGGAAGAUCCCCUUCCUUCCUCUCUGCCUGGUUACCAUAGUAACAGCACUCUCUCCUGGGGGCGGAGGGAUAUCGGCGGCAGGGUAGGAAACCUACACCGUGGCCUCAUGGACCCGACCCUUCGGACCCUAAUUAACUUUAUUAGCAGUGUUGGGGUGUAGUGAACUAUAAGUAGUUUGCAGUAACAAAUUUGCAGUAGCUUGGUGGUAGUUGAACUAAAUUCUAAUCCAGUAGUGUUUUCAGUAGUUACUUACUUUUUUUCCAAGUAGCGGUGUAGCUAUCUACUGGAACUACAUAUUACAUUUUUCCAACAAAAAAUAUCAGACCUGCCUAAUUCUCACUUGAAACAUUGUUUAAAUGUUUAAUAGGAUAAAUACAUGUUCUGUUAACAUCUGACUCCAGACUGAACUUUGUUCUUGCAAUUUGUAGUCUAUGACAUUUCAGAUUUAGAUAGGGUAAUUUAUCACAAAGUAGUUUGGAGUUAAUGAACUACUUUUUCAAAGUAACUUUAGUUAAGUAAACUAUAUUUUUCUUAUGGGUAGCUUUCUUCCAGUGUGAAGUAUUGUUAGUUUGGUAAACUAUAUUUUCAGAGUAGCUUCCCCAACACGGUUUAUUAGGGCCUUUAGAGGGAGGAGGGGAGAAGGAGAUGGGGAGAGGCAUCGCUCAUAGACAACAGAUAGGACCAGGUCAAUCCCUUUGACCUCUACCUUAGUGUCUGGAUAGUGGAUAGGCACAGCCAUAGCCAGGCCAGGCCAGACUCCUGCAGUUUGGACAAGAGAUAACUGGGUGACUCUCAUGAAACCAGUUUUAAAAUGUCUGUAGCAAAUUAAGUUACAAAACCAUGAUGCAUCAUUCUGAGGACUAAGAUGUCUAGUCUUAUUUUAAAUACAUUUAAAAUUUUCGCCUGAAUUUUGUACAUUUCCACUGUAAAUCCUCAUUACCAAAAUGUGUCCGGAUAAAAUUAUCGGGUCAAAUCUUUUUAUAAAUAGCUACCUUAUUUGAAUAAAACACAAAAUAUGUUGCUGUAGUUUGUCCAUAAAUCAUAAGAAUUGUAUACUAAUUGAAGUUUACAUUAAAACUAUAAUAUUUAUUCGGUACAUACAGUGUCUGUGGACAUCUCAUUACGUAACACUUUUUCAAGUUUCUGUAAAAACUUCAAUCAGUUUUUAAAUAAAGUUUUAUUCACCCAUGAUGCACCAUCUAGAGGAUUAUUCCUUAAGUAAAUGUAUUUGCUUAUAUGCCUUCAGAAUUAGGUUCUUAUUCUCAAACACCCCCUUUAUCCCACUUGGCCUUCUCAGUACCGAAACAGCUAAAGAGCUCAAAUUAAUUUGAUAAUAAUUGUAUAAUUUCAUUUGAAAUAUUAGUAUUUUCAGUGUUAUGUUUAACUCACACCUUUUCAUUAGGGGAGCAGUGAAAUAUUGAUUUGUUUAUUACAUUUUUGGACUUCGAUAACUCUUACGGUAAUAGAAAAAAAUUAAAAAAUACUUUUCGGGAUGGUAAAACGUUUUCAGUGUAAACUUAAACGACUAAAACCAUAUAUAAUGUAUGUAGAAAAGAUAACGGAUCAAUAUAUUUUUUCAUAAGAUAAUCUUUGAGAACGAACAAUCACCUAAAUGAUUGCCAAAUAAAAAACUAGACCGUCAGGGAGAAUCUAAAAUUCCAAAAAUGUUAUGGCAUGGGGCCCCCAUUGAUUUUGUUAUAAUAUUUGAGUCACCACUCAGAUAGCAUAAGAACAAGGCAUAAGCCAUGGCAAAAUGUGUAUAAUUGAAGGAAAUUAGCUUUAAAACUGAACUUUCUAUCAGCCCCAUGGCAAAAUGUGUAGAAUUGCAGGAAGCUAACUGUAAAGUGUUCUCUCUGUCCCAUGGUAAACAAAAAAAACACCAACAUAGUGUCUUAAUAUGGCGUUGGGCCACCACGAGUUGCCUGAACAGCAAAUUUUGCCACUGCUGCUGAAGAAAAUCCUAAGGGAAACACUGUAUACAGGUAACUGCCAAAAUAAAGGAAAAACCAACAUAAAGUGUCUUAAUAGGGCGUUAGGCGACCACGAGCCGUCAGAACAGCUUUAAUGCACCUUGGCAUAGAUUCUACAAGUGUCUGGAACCUAUUGGAGGGAUCUUUCACGAGAAUUCCAUUAUUUUGUGUUUUGUUGAUGGUGGUGGAAAACGCUGUCUCAUUCAGUGACCACUUGUGCCCUGUGGAUGGGGGUAUUGUCACCCUGGAAGAGACCACUCCCAUCAGGAUAGAAACGAUUCACCAUAGGUUGAAGGUGAUCACUCAGAAUGGCUGUGUAUUUACUGGUGUUUACCUUGCCCUCUAAGGGGUUGAGUGGACCUAAACCAUGCCAGGAAAAGGCACACCACACCAUAACAGAGCCGCCAGAACCCUAAUUUACUCAAGUGUUUCCUUUAUUUUGGCAGUUACCUGUAGCUGUGCCCUUUUACCUAGGAGGUAUUCUUGUCAGGUAUGAUAUGGCAGAGUAAAAUGCUAACCAUUUACAAAUUAUUAUGUUGCUGUGCUACUCAGAGUAACAGUGAGAAUAGAUAGUAAAACAGAGUUGCUUAAUAUGAAAUCAACUAUUUUCUUAGCAUCCAGAGAUCCUCUAGAGCAGUGUGUCUGUCAGCAGGGCCGUCCCAUUCUUCCUCACACAGCUCUCUGUCCUCCUGUUAUCAUCUGCAUCUAUGGGUGUAGCUAGCUAGAGCAUUCCUUCUCUCUGUAGUGGUAGAGCUAUGCUCGUGUCAUCUUUCCAUGGUGCACCUGGUUCUCUUAGCUGGAGACACUUCACAAUAAAGCCAGAAGCAGCCUCUGGGUGUUUGUCAAAUCAAAUUAAAGUUUAUUUGUCAUUUACACAGUUUACUGCUGGUAUAAACGGUGCAGCGAAAUGCUUACUUGCGAGCUCCCUCGACAAUGCAGUACAAAUAUGAUGUAUUGGGCCGUCCGCACCACCCUCUGUAGAGACCUGUGGUUGAGGGCGGUGCAGUUGUGUGUGUGUGUGUGUGUUAUGUAGCCUUCUGAAUGUAACAUAACUAGCCCCUGAAAAGGGCCACCCGUUUAAGAGCCAAUCAUAGAUGAGGGAUUAUGGCUAUGCUGCUAGGCCAGAGGAUGACUUCAAAGCUCCAUCAUUUUAUAGAGAUAAACUUGGAAUGCUGCCUAUCACGUGCAUAUGUGUGUGCACAUGCAGAAAGUGGAGUUUUGUUUCCAUAGCAACCCAUUAUAUUUCAAAACAUCCGUGCCCCAUGCCAUGAUCCGUGCUGCGCUGGGGCGUUGUCCUCUGAACACAAUCCAUUCAUUCACUCGUCUUCUUUUCCUCUAGUCACCCAAUCCUUCCCCCUGUCAUACCUCUCUCCUGACAGGAAGAGAUGUCACAUGAUGAAAUGUGUUGGAAUGAAUCACAUAGUGUGCAGCUGAAAGUGUCCUUAGACUGCUUCCCUCACCUAAACCCUAACCAUCAUGUGGAAUUAGAUGAAGCUCUGUGGUUGACUGUACAACCUGGUAUAAAGCCUUAUGUGACUUAUUUUCAUUGUUUCAGAGCUGCAGAAAGCGCUUCACAAGAAACCCAAAAAGACAUGUAUUGUAAAGAUGGUGGGGACAAGGAACCUGUGGAAAAACAUUGUGGUCCUCUGUGUGAACUCGUAAGUAUCUUCUUUGUGUGUCUGGCAGUGUGUGUCUGUGUGUGAGUGUGCAUGUGUCCAUGAUGCAGCUGUCAGUAAGACGCCUCUGGGUGUUAAAUGCGGUGGCCGUUGUGCCAUGAUGAUGGGACUAUUGACCUGUCUGCUCGAUGCAGCAUCGACCAACAGUGGCCCUCUGUGCUGUUAGCAGGCCUGUCCGUCCGUCCAUCCAUCCGUCACUCUGUCUGUCUGGGCUGUUAGCAGGCAUGUCUGUCCAUCCGUCUGUCUGUCUGUUUAUCCAUUCAUCCAUCCAUCUGUCUAUCUAUCUGCCUUCAGAAUAAAGAUUCACCUCUUCCCUCACAUAACCCAGUCAUUUAUAGACAUGCAGACAUAGACACAGCCCUUGCUAUUUCAGUGCACGGUGCCCCUGACUCUAGUCUGACCAUGAAUUUUCCAUGAGCUGUGUUCUUAUGAGAGAACUGAGAUUAGCAGGAGAGGGUGUGUGUGUGUGCUUUUGGUUUUGUUUCAGAGGAGACGAGAAGAGAGAUACAUUUUCCUCUUCUUUCUUCUCCCUCACUCUCUGUCCGGACUCAUAUCGUCUUUCGUUACCCUCUCUUCCCAUAUCCCCCUCUCUUUCUUUCUGUCCUCUCUGUACACUCUUUCGGCUCCUCACUCCUUUCUCCCUUAUCUUCAUUCUCUCUCUCCUCAUUCUCUCCCCCUCUCUCCCUCUAUCCAGACUGACUGGCUAUGGGAUCCACCAUUGCUUUGCCCGCAGUAUGAUGGACCACCACGAGACCCACGAGUCCACCAUGUUCCACAACUUCUACGGUGACUACUACACCAUGGCGGGCAUCGCCGUGGCUUCAUGCAUGGCACUGUGCCCUGCGGUGGGCCUGAUGGGGAGGAGGGGAGGCCUACUCAUGUUCAUGAUCAUCACAGCCUUGGCAUCACUGCUGCAGCUUGGCCUGCUCAACUGUGAGUAGCCUACAGUGUUAUACACAUACUGUAUAGUACACACACAUUCACGAACUUGCGUGCACACACACACACACACAAAUAUACACACACACAGGCACACACACAUACACACACUCACACACACACUGCAAGCACUCACACACACAUUCUCACACAGUCUGUGUAUUCUAGCCGCUCACCUUGUCCUAUAUAGCACAAAGCCAUACCCUUGUUGUUUUGGAGUGGGGUUUAAAUGUAGGUCUAUGGGAUGUGGUGUUACUGUGUAACAAGGAUAAAUGAUUGUCUGAAAUCUGUCAGAGUAUUUAGUCCUUUUUAAAGAGUCACUUAUAUGUUAAGUGAACAAAUGUUUAACCUACAACUACACAUACACAUCAAGGUCAAACACACACAACACAUCUUGUGUUGUUAUUUCUGUGGUGGAACUAGUGUGUGUUUUGUGACUGGAAACUUCACUUGUGGUACUGUAUGGCUGUGUCUUCUUUUUUGUGUCUACUAUGCUCUGUGUGCUCUGUGUGGUGUAAUGUGACUACAUAUUAACCUGUGUAUGUUUCCCUCUCUCUCCCUAUGGCUCCUGUAGUGCUGGGGAAAUACAGUGUCCAUCUGAAUAUAGGUACAGUACAACCAUUGAUUUCUCUCCUAUUCAUUCUAGUGGGAGCUCAGCCAAUGUUUCCCUUGUUGAUGUUGCUCUGCCCUAGACUCUGAACUAAUCAAUACCUCAUCAUUCUGGCUCAUAACUGUUUAUCAUGUUUACCGAAUUAUAUUAGCUUACUGCAAAUACUUUAACUGCUUGAUAAAGAACCAAGAAUGUCCUGGGCAGAUGGGAGAAUUCUGCAAUACAUUGAUAACCAAAUUACUGUCCUAAAUGUGGUUCAAGCUGUUAGAAACACAUUAUGAUAGCUGCAGAUGUCCCCAGCGUGAUUUGUUUGAUAUGAUUAGACAAAGAUUGGAGUAACUGACAUCUGUAUAAGAUUGAAGAACACUAAGAAAGAGUCAGCAUUACAAACUAACAGUACUAAAACCAGGGCUUAAAUGUAGCAAUGAGUUUGUUGCACAAUGCUGGUGGUUCAAAGCAAAGGUUGAUUUUUCACUAUCACCUCAACCUAAAUACUGUGACUUUUCCUAUCUCUCCCUUUCUCCCAAUCACUCCCACUCUCUUUCCCACCCACUCUCUAAAAACACAAACUCAAACUCAUUGCAGAGUUCAGUCAGGUCCCGACAGCACAAACCAUGACGUGUCAUUUCAGUUUGACAACUACGACGAGUGACAGUUCAGAGGAACCAUGUGACUGGCUCAGUAUGCCUGUAGGCAUCAGUGAAUAAAUAAAUAUCUCAAGGACUAGCUAGCUGCGUUCUGUUUACUGCAUAAAUACACAUUCAGAUCCAGCCUGCUUGUCCUUCACAGUGAAACUCAACAACAGACACAUGAAACCAGCAGUUGUACAACCUUAGAAGCUAGUACAUUAUACCUGAUACAAAAUACAUUAUGCCGCAUCACCAUCAUUCAUCUGAUCUAUUUUUGAUCUUGCUUGGUCUUCAUGUAUUCUAGUAAGAGUAACUUCUUCUUAAUGCUAUUUUUCAUUAGAGGUGGAAUUACAAGUCUUCCUGUCUGUGUUCUACUCCCUGAUCCUCCUUUGUAGUGAGAGAAUGAUCCUCUAUGUUUGGCUCUGUCUCAUUGACCCUAACUAACCUCUAGCCCUCCUCUUCCCCUGUGUAUUUAUCCAUCUACUAUAUUCUCUUCAUUCUCUCUAUCCUUAAUCUUCCACCUGGCAGCAAACUGAGCCUGGCCUGUUGUCAGACAGCCAGAGGAUUAGAGAUUAGAGAGGAGCAGCAAACUGAUCCGAGACCAGCCUCAGAUUAUCCUCUUUGGGCAACUUAAACAUCUUUCAUUUAGACACAAAACUGAUCCGAGACCAGCCUCAGAUGAUCCUCUUUGGGCAACUUAAACAUGUUUCAUUUAGACACCAAACUGAUCUGAGACCAGCCUCGGAUGAUGCAAUUUAAACAUGCCUCAUUCAGACAUCAAACUGAUCUGAGACUAGCCUCAAUUUAGACAUGUCUCAUUCAGCAGCACUGUGUGAGUUAGUUCCAGGGUUGUUUUGUUGUUGUUUAGCUGAGGAUCAGACAGAUAGACGUCAGAGUAAUCCUUCAGGGCUUAUUGAGUUAAAUGGAUAACAUGGUCAGGGUGAUGGACAACAUACAGUAUGUUCAAGAACAUACACGUCAUAGGAAUUAUGUAACCAUCUACAUAUGUUAUUUAUAAACCCAUAGUUUUAUGUCAAGAUGGCAGGAAAUGUGUUGUUGAAGUAGUAGGAUCAUCCUUCAAUAACACCCUGCUCUUAGUAGAAAGCAUAGGUACUUUUCAUGCUCAGUGCAUUGAGCAUUCAUAAGAGCGUCAUUCAUCUAUCAAGGUUAGAUAUAGUAUUUUCCUUUGAGCUUAUCUCACCUUUCUACAUUAGAAUGUAUUCUCUCUGUAUAAUGGCUGGAUAACUGUUAUGUUUGUUUGCUUUCUAAGCAGAGUGCUCAUAUACACUAAUCUCACUUUAAUAAUUUAGGCUGAAUCGUGUUUAAUGGCUGACUCGUGUGUUGUCUUCUUUCUGUGCAGAGCACUCGGAUACACUUAAUAAGAACUUCUCCAUCGCCUUCUCCAUCAUCGGCAUGUUCUCCUCCCACGCUGUCAGCAACCUGAGCAUCUUCUUCUGCGCUGAGAUCACCCCCACUGUCAUCAGGUGAGCCCACCCACACACCUCUGGAGCGUACCACUGAGGGGGGUUGAGGGAUAGGUUUCAGAGGGGGCUGUGAGGAUUUGUGCCGGCCAGGGUUGAGGAGAGAGCAUGUUUUAGGCCUCAUGGGAAUUGAAAACAGGGUUUCAUUUUAUUCCCCUUUUAUUCAGAGAUGGCUUGAGUAAAAUGUCUGGUUAAUUUUAAAACAUUUUACAGAACAUUCACUCUGUCAAGCGAUGUAAAUAUACUGUAUACAAAUUUGGAAUUGGAGAAAGAUAAAGAGGUGUGUAGUCUGAAGGUUGCUGUCAUCACGUAGUGUGAAGGGAAAAUACCCUGUGUUUUAUGAUGCUCAUUAUUGUAAUAUAAUGUAGUCUCAGUCUUUUGAUCUCAAUAGAGAGGUUAAUGACUUAAGGUUGCUCUGACCUGCUAGGAUAUUACAACCCUGCUGUUAGCACAGCACUCCCACCAUGGAUCUCUUCUUACAUGCCCCCCUCUAUAACAAAGUAAGGGUGUAGUUCUAUAUCCACAUAUUGUUUGAAUUAUCCUUUCCCUCUUUGGACAAACUAUGACACAGCUUUGGAUCGUCAUGAUGGUGUGUUGUAUUAUGUAAGGUAUGGUGCGCUGCACUGCCUCGAGUGACUGGAACGCCACCUGGUGGCCAGUCACAGACCAGAAAGGAGAGAAAUGAUGGUACUGCUUUGGCAGGAUUCACUUACAAAUCAAAUCAAAUUUUAUUUGUCACAUGCAUCGAAUACAAGGGGUCUAGUCUAUACCGUGAAAUGCUUGGUUAUGAGCCCUUCCCAACGAUGCAGAGUAAAAAAAUAAAAGUAAUAGUAACACAUGAAUGAAUCUACAUCCAGGGAGUAUCGGUACCAGAUCAAUGUGCAGGAGUACGAGGUAAUUUAGGUACAUAUUUACAUGAAGGCAGGGUAAAGUGACUAAUAAUAAUAGUAAUAAUAAGAGUAAAAUAAAGAACAGAGUAGCAGCAGAAAGUAUUCACAACCCUUGAGUUGUUCAUUUUGUUGUGUUACAGCCUGAAUUCAAAAUUGAUUACAUUUAGAUUUUGUGUCACUGGCCAACACACAAUACCCUCUGUAGCUCAGCUGGUAGAGCACGGCGCUUGUAACGCCAAGGUAGUGGGUUCGAUCCCCGGGACCACCCAUACACAAACAUGUAUGCACGCACGACUGUAAGUCAUUUUGGAUAAAAGCGUCUGCUAAAUGGCAUAUUAUUAUUAUUAUUAUUAUGUCAAAGAGGAAUUAUGUUUUUAGACAUUUUUACAAAUAAAUUACAAAUAAAAAGCUGAAAUGUCUUGAGUCAAUAAGUAUUCAACCCCUUUGUUAUGGCAAGCCUAAUUAAGUUCAGGAGUAAAAAUGUGCUUAACAAGUCACAUAUGUUGCAUGGACUCUGUGUGCAAUAAUAGUGUUUAACAUGAUUUUUGAAUGACAACCUCAUCUUUUUAUCCCACACAUACAAUUAACUGUAAGGUCCCUUAAUCAAGCAGUGAAUUUCAAACACAGAUUCAAUCACAAAGACCAGGGAGGUUUUCCAAUGCCUCGCAAAGAAGGGCACCUAUUGGUAGAUGGGUAAAAAAAAAAGCCGACAUUGAAUAUCCCUUUGAGCAUGGUGAGGUUAUUAAUUACACGUUGGAUGGUGUAUCAAUACAACCAGUCACUACAAAGAUACAGGCGUCCUUCCUAACUCAGUUGCCGGAGAGGAAGAAAACAGCUCAGGGAUUUCACCAUGAGGCCAAUGGUGACAUUAAAACAGUUUAACACUAGAACCGCCAUAGGCCAAUGGCCACUGACGUUUGAUUUUGUAAAUUUUUUAAAAAUCUGCCAAAAGAAAUUGCUAUGUCCUGCUCCUUCCUUGACUUUUCCUAAAUGUUUGUAUUAUAUCAGAAUUUUGAAAUCACAAACACAAAAGUAUUUAGAGCCUUUUUACUUUUUUUUCACACCUAUUCCUAACUUAAACCGCUAAGACAAUGUGCUGUAGGACAUUGGUACCCAGCCAGGCGCUAAUGCAUCUUGCUCUCCUCACUGAGUGAAUGACAAAUGGAUGAAUGGGUGAUAAUUGUGCACCUUCCUUCACAAUUACUUUUAAAUUAGGCCUAACUGAAUGAUAAGGAGGGUGAAGAGGUUGAUUUAAUUUAGAAAGACAAUAGCGUAAUGAUGCUUUUGUGUUAUGCCUAUUUAUCAGCAGCAACUAAUUUGACCACGCGCCUUGGGGGUUGAUACCAUUCUCUUUUAAGUUGUACUUUAAAAAAAUAAGCUGUUAUGGGACUGUUUUAUUUACUAUAACUCUAUUACUAAUCAGAUUUGUUGUAAGGGAAAUGAAAACAUGCUACAUGUUGCAGUAGGCCUUUUGAAUAAUUCAAAACAUAUCCUUGACUCUAUCCAGCGAAGCAAAUGAUGCCAGCUCACUGAAUAAAUGACAAAUGGAUGGAUGGAAUUGGCGAUAAUUGUGCAAGUUACUUCACAAUCAAAUUUCAAUUAGGCCUAACUGAAUGAUGAGGGUGAAGAGGUUGAUUUAAUUUAGAACAACAAUAGUGUAAUGAUGAGUUUGUGUAAUAAGAGUUAGCCUAUAGACAAGAUUAAAUUGACAAUAAUCUGAUGAGCGACAAUAUUAGGCCUAUCAGUUAUCAAAUUGUACAUGAAGAGAUGGGUCUUUCUUGUAAUUUACAAAUGCAUGGAAAGGAGCAUCACUGUAUCAAAUCCUCCAUCAGAGUCACAUGCAGGUAAAACAUGUUUAUUUUUAUAUAGUAUCAGGAAGAGCAUAUUCUGCAGUUUCUAUUACGCUUACCUUUGUCAAAUAACUCUCAUAAUUCAAGAGGUGCAGCUCUAUUUCCAAGAAUAUCUGUGCUAUCCAUGCAUUCAGCACAUGACCACUAGCGCAGCAGCAUUGCUCUGUCUACUAAGCAAAAACUAGUAACAUAAUAAACUUCAAAUUAAAAUAUGCAAUUCAUCCUUUACAAUUGUUCAUGCACUGGUGCUUUUGUUUAGCAAUACAGCAAAUAAUGUCACCUGUGCACCUGGCUGGUUAUAUUAUUAUUAUAUUUUUUGUUUCUACUUUGUCAAAAGAAGCUGUAACUGGACUUUAUUAAUUACUACUGUAUAACUCUAUUAUUAAUUUAAUCUACAGAUAAAGUUGAUCAAAUGGAUUAAACUGUAAUAUUUUUAUUGUAAUGGAAAACGAAAAUAGGCUGUAGGUCUAUGUUUUUUCUAGGACUUUGUAGAAUUAUACAAAACAUAUUCUUGACACUAUCUAAAAAAACAACUAUUUUUUUUAAAUGUAUUUAUAUAUUACCACAAAUAUGUCUUAAUGCAAUUAAUCCUUUACAAUAGUUUAUGUACAAUUUAUCAAGUGUUGGUGCUUAUGUUUUGCGCACCUUGUGGGUUGAUAUGGAUCUGAUGCGUCUGCUAAAGUUGACAGCCAUCAACGUUCUCUAGCGAGUACUUGUAGGCUGAAAGGCCAGGUGGUUCUAGUAUUAAUGGAUAUGAUUGGAGAAAACUGAGGAUAGAUCAACAACAUUGUAGUUACUCCACAAGGAAGCCUGUACAGAAUACAAAUAUUCCAAAACAUGCAUCCUUUUUGCAAUAAGGCACUAAAGUAAAACAGCAAAAAAGGUGGCAAAGAAAUGAACUUUAUGUCCUGAAUACAAAGCAUUAUGUUUGGGGCAAAUCCAACACAACACAUCACUGAGUACCACUCUUCAUAUUUUCAAGCAUGGUGGUGGCUGCAUCAUGUUAUGGAUAUGCUUGUCAUCGGCAAGGACUAGGGAGUUCUUUAGGAUAAAAAAAAUCUAACUAAUAAAGCUAAGCACAGAAAAAAUCCUAGAGAAAAACCUGGUUCAGUCUGCUUUCCAACAGACACUGGGAGACAAAUUCACCUUUCCACAGGACAAUAACCUAAAACACAAGGCCAAAUAUACACAGGAGUUGCUUACCAAGGCAACAUUGAAUGAUACUGAGUGGCGUAGUUACAGUUAAAUAGGCUUGAACAUCUAUGGCAAGACUUGAAAAUAGCUGUCUAGCAAUGAUCAACAACCAAUUUGACAGAGCUUGAAGAAUAAAAAAAAAAAUUUUAUGUGCAAAUAUUGUACAAUUCAGGUGUGCAAGGCUCUUAGAGACUUACCCAGAAAGACUCACAGCUGUAAUCACUGCCAAAGUUGAUUGUAACAUAUUGACUCAGGGGUGUGAAUUCUUAUGUAAAUCAGAUUUCAGUAUUUCAUUUUCAAUACAUUUGCGAAAAUGUAUAAAAACAUGUUUUCGCUUUGUCAUUAUGGGGUAUUGUAUGUAGAUGUGUGAGAUAAAAAAAGUAAUUUAAUCAAUUUUGAAUUCAGGCUGUAACACAACACAAUUUAGAAUAAGUCAAUGGGUAUGAAUACUUUCUGAAGGCACUCUAUAAUGAGUGUAAAAGUGUGUGUGUGUGCGCACGUGUGUGUGUAUGUACAGUGGGGAGAAAAAGUAUUUAGUCAGCCACCAAUUGUGCAAGUUCUCCCACUUAAAAAGAUGAGAGAGGCCUGUAAUUUUCAUCAUAGGUACACGUCAACAAUGACAGACAAAUUGAGGAAAAAAAAUCCAGAAAAUCACAUUGUAGGAUUUUUUAUGAAUUUAUUUGCAAAUUAUGGUGGAAAAUAAGUAUUUGGUCACCUACAAACAAGCAAGAUUUCUGGCUCUCACAGACCUGUAACUUCUUCUUUAAGAGGCUCCUCUGUCCUCCACUCGUUACCUGUAUUAAUGGCACCUGUUUGAACUUGUUAUCAGUAUAAAAGACACCUGUCCACAACCUCAAACAGUCACACUCCAAACUCCACUAUGGCCAAGACCAAAGAGCUGUCAAAGGACACCAGAAACAAAAUUGUAGACUUGCACCAGGCUGGGAAGACUGAAUCUGCAAUAGGUAAGCAGCUUGGUUUGAAGAAAUCAACUGUGGGAGCAAUUAUUAGGAAAUGGAAGACAUACAAGACCACUGAUAAUCUCCCUCGAUCUGGGGCUCCACGCAAGAUCUCACCCCGUGGGGUCAAAAUGAUCACAAGAACGGUGAGCAAAAAUCCCAGAACCACACGGGGGGACCUAGUGAAUGACCUGCAGAGAGCUGGGACCAAAGUAACAAAGCCUACCAUCAGUAACACACUACGCCGCCAGGGACUCAAAUCCUGCAGUGCCAGAUGUGUCCCCCUGCAAAGGGACCAGGACAACUGAUCCGUGUAAAGGAAAGAAGGAAUGGGGCCAUGUAUCGUGAGAUUUUGAGUGAAAACCUCCUUCCAUCAGCAGGGGCAUUGAAGAUGGAAACGUGGCUGGGUCUUUCCAGCAUGAACAAUGAUCCCAAACACACACGCCGUGCAACGAAGGAGUGGCUUCGUAAAAGCAUUUCAGGUCCUGAGUGGCCUCGCCAGUCUCCAUAUCUCACCCUCACCCCAUAGAAAAUUGAAUCUUGUUGCCCAGCGACAGCCAAAACAUCACGCUCUAGAGGAGAUCUGCGGAGAAUGGCCAAAAUACCAGCACAGUGGUGAAACCUGCGAGCGACAGAAAAUUGACCUGUGUCAUUGCCAAAAAGGGUUAUACAAGUUUGGAAACUGUUAUGACCAAAACUCCACCAUAUGACAAAUAAUCAUUACAAAAUCUAAAUGUGAUUUCUGGAUUUUUUUUUUCAGUUUGAUCGUCAUAGUGGUGCCUAUGAUGAAAUACAGCCUUAAUCUUUUUAGGGGAGAACUGCACAUUGGUGGUGAAUAAUACUUUUUCUGAUGUGUGUGUCGUGUAGUGUGGGGUUUGUUGUCGGUUUGAUGUGUGGUGUUACGAUGUAUGUUGAAUGUAAUGUUGGAAGUGUGGGGUUGUGUCAGGUAGUGGAGCUGUAUAUAGAGUUAUGUAGUUGUGAUGUCAGAUAAGUGCAAUGGGUCAGUGCAACGGGUACAUUAUAAUGAUUUACGUCUAUGGUAUUUCGCAGUUAUUGAGGAAAAAGCUGCGGACUGUUGGUCUGAAUCGAUUGUUUGCCGAUGGUAGGGAGUGAACAGUCGUGGCUUGAUGGCCUGGGGUCUUUGGCCAUUUGGCACACCGCCUGAUAAGAGGUCCGGAUGGAGGAGUCGGCCCAUGAUGUGGGCAGUCCGCACCACCCUAGUGAGCGCUUGCGGUGAGGCGUGCAUUGCCAACCCGUGGUGAUGAGUGUCCUUAGUGAAGAACGUUUUGAGGAUCGAGGGCCCACCAGACUGGGGGGAUGAAGCGCUGUCGUGCCUCUUCACGACUGCUGUGGCUGUGUGAGUGGACCAAAUUAAGUCCUUAGUGAUAUGGACACCAAGGAACUUGAAGCUCUCGACCGGCUCCACCACAGUCCCAUCGAUGUGGAUGGGGGCUUGCUCUACUGUAGUCCACAAUCAGCUCCUUGGUCUUACUGAUGUUGACGGAGAGAUUGUUGUCCUGGCACCACACUAGCAAGUCUCUGAACUCUCUGACCGCUGUUGGUGAUUAGGCCUACUACCGUCGUGUCGUCAGCAGACUUGAUGAUGGUGUUGGAGUCAAGGAGGGGACUGAGCACGCACUCCUGAGGGGCCCCCGUGUUCAGGGUCAGCGUGAUGGAGGUGUUGUUGCCUACUUUCUUCAAGCCUCUUGGUUACAGCAGAUUAAUUAAAUUCCUUCCUGGAUCAAGAUCCCUGUUACCUAAAUUGUUUUGUGCGUUAAAAAAAAUAGCACCCCUUGUAUGCACAUUCAGUAAUACCGUAUACCCCGGUAUGGUACAGAAAAGGUAUUACGGUACGAAAAUCUGGAUAUCGCCCAACCCUAAUGAUGAUGUUGAUGUGUGUUAUGACCAGCCUUUCAAAGCACUUCAUAAUUACAGAACUCUGGGGUAAAAGAAAGCAAAAGAACUCUGUUCCCUUUGUAUUCACACUGCCAAUGCCUUAAAUGAGGACUCAACUCUUUUGCCAGUUCACUUAAACUAUUUUGUGGUCCGAGUCCUCUUUGCAUUCACAUUGCUAUGUUUAGAAAGGAACCAAGAUCUUUUCCAAAUAUUCACUCAAUGCAUUCUAGGCUUUUACAAAGUGCAGGACAAGCCAUUCCAUCAAAAUGUGUUAUCUGACUGCUAGAUAUACCUACUUACAUUUUGGAUGCUAAUAGAUUGCAUUUAGUUAAAAGAUUAUGGAAUUGCUUUAAGAUGGUCAUACCAUAGAUCAUUUAGCUAUUUCAUUUGAAAUUAUAGGACCCCUUUAGGUAUAAACAAAUAUAUAUAUAUAUUAUUUGAUAAAUUAUUGAAUUUGUCCUUUACUAUUAUAGCCCAUAGAAACGCAUUCAAUAACAGGAAAAAAGACAGUAAAAAAAAAUGCCAUAACAAAUACGAUUUUGAAGUGUCUGUCCUAGUGUCUGUUAAAUCUAGGAGAUAUAAGAAAGCUCAGGAAAUAUAUAUAUAUUUUUACACACAUUUUAGGCCAAACCGUUCGGACGCUACAGACGUUUUCGUGAGAAGACAGAUUUUCGGGAUGUCAUGGUCUGACAAACACCAUGGUACCUCGGCCACCUUCUACCGUAGAUGCGGAAGGCCGGCAUAGGCAGAUGUAGUGGAUUGAGAUGCAGCCCAUGCAAAAAACCAAUCUCUAGCUUAAAUUGACAGAAUUGUAUGGGGAUUUUUUUAUUAUGUUACUGCCCCUUUAAAAGCUAGAAUAGAUUUUGUACCCUAUGUUGUGAUUCUGAACAAAUAUGUUGUCUUCUCACACUAUUCAAACAGUUUAUGAAGCUCUCUUAGCCUAUAGAUGACAUGUUGCAAACAAAUAAUCUGUGCAUUCUUGACUAUCGCUAAUCAAUAUCCAAAAACAGCACGUUUUUUGUGGCACCAAUGUGAGGGUUUAUGACAGGGGAAACGGUAUUUCAGUAGUCUAGUGUGUAGUGUGGGAAUAAUUACAAGUGAACCUGGGAAGCUUUGUGUUCACAUUGCCCUAAAAAAGGGAACCGAAACCAUGGAAUUCAAGCAAAACUCAUUCAGAACACCUCUCGAGAUGGUCUCAGUUCAGUUCGCUUUGGGGGCUCUUCUGAGGGGUCUGAGUUUCUUUGGAGCGUUCACACUGCACAAAACAAUUAAGCAAACUGCACUAAGUUCACAAAAAUUGUCUGAAAGGGGCCAAGUGUGAAAACACCCUUCUCACAUCGAUCAUGUAGAGCGAGAUCACACAGUGAUCGGGAACAGGAGCUUUCACGCAAGACUCAGUGUUGUAUUUCUCGAAGUGAGCAUAAAAGGCAUUUAGCUCGUUUGGUAGUUCUGCAUCACUGGGCAUCUCAUGGCUGGGUUUCCCUUUGUAAUCCGUUAACGUCUGCAAACCCUGCCACAUAAGACGAGCAUCGGAGCCGGUGUAAUAGGAUUCCAUCUUCCUCCUAUAUUGUCCUUUUGCAUGUUUGAUUUUGCGUCUGAGGUUGCCACGGGCUUUGUUGUAUUUGUCCAUGUCCGUGUCCCGUUUCUUGUAAGCAGUAGCUCUAGUGUUUAGCCCAGCGCGGAUAUUGCCUGUAGUCCAUGGGUUUUGAUUUUGAUACAUUCGUAUUGUCACUGUGGGGACGACGUCGUCUAUGCACUUAUUGAUGAAGUCUGUGACUGAUGUGGUAAACUCCUCAAUGGUAUCGGAUGAAUCAUGGUAUUGCAACGCUCUCUGCUGUUGUGGCCUUAAAAUGGCUGAUAGGAUAUGUCAAUAACACAAUAAUCACCAAGUGUGUCUGCAUAAGGAAAUUAGACUAGUAGGGGCUUGAAUGUGGAAUGUGCCAUUGAAUGUGAAUAUAGAGAAAACCUUGAAAUUGAAUAAAUUCAGACUGUAGCUAAGCAGAUCAUUGCACUGGAAAUAGCAGAGGUUGCAGGGCACACCCUUUCUACAGAAUGGAUCAGGUUUAAAGACAAUGGGGCGGUUUUGUGAUCGGAAGUAGUCAUGUGCUUCAGAGAUGGUGACUUCCUAACUGACGUUACAUGUCUCCCUUUGUAGGGGUGGUGGUCUGUAUCCUCUCAAAUCUACAUGAGAGCUGCCUUAGAGAGUAGGGGGCAGGGGUGGUUUGAGAUUGGGUGUAGAUGUGUAGACUUCAGAAGUGAUGACUGACAUGACGUUCCUUGUCUCUCUCCGUAGGGGAGGUGGUCUGGGCCUGGUACUGGCCAGCGCUGGCUUCGGCAUGCUGACCGCCCCCAUCAUGGAGCUGCACAAUCAGAAGGGCUACUUCCUCCACCACAUCAUCUUCGCCUGCUGCACCCUCAUCUGCAUCAUCUGCAUUCUCCUUCUCCCCGAGACGCGCUACCAGCCCCUGCCCGAGACUCUGGCCGAUGGGGAGUGCUACACCCGCCAGCCCCUGCUGCCCCCCAGGAAACCUGGCGAACAGCGCCUCCUCCUGGCCCAGUCAGAGAGUAGCAGGGACUACACCCGGGUCCACGACCCGCCACUGCACGAGGUGCCCGCCACCGGCGUAUUCACCAUGGACUCCACGGCAUCCUCCGCUGUUGACCUCACGGCACCGUCGGUUAUAGAUAUUUCGGCGCCCCCCGCCAUAGAGUUGACGUCCCUCGAGCCUGAGCCUGAUCUUGAUAGCGUGCCCCUGGUUAAGCAAGACCUCAAUGGGCGAUCUGGUACUCCCAUGGCGGCCCUAGAUAAGGCAGGCGUCGUACUGCCUAGUAAAGAGUACCUGUUAUCUUCCACACCUAGAAAUAGUGCCCCCACUGCUUCCAAUCCCCUUCUGAAGUCCACUGAAGAUUCCACUGAUAUACCCCUCAUUAAUUAUGUUGCCUCUGCAUCCAUUUUCAUUGUUGAGGAUGAGACAGCUCUCUCCCCUACUAAGGAAGUUACCACUGCCCCUGAUACAGAAGACAUCUCUACCGCCAUCUUGGUCAACACCAUUCCCCCUGUUAUUGAAACCCAUCCUAUCUCUUCAUUGGACUCAACCACUCCACCAGUACUUGAUUCAUCCCCUACCUCCACAUUGGACUCUACUCCUCCUGCUGUCAUAAAAACCACCCCUACAUUGGAGUCUAUCAUUCCCCCUGUCAUAGAAACCACCCCUAUAUUGGACUCUACCAUUCCCCCUGUCGUAGAAACCACCCCUACAUUGGACUCUACCAUUCCCCCUGUCAUAGAAACCACCCCUACAUUGGACUCUACCAUUCCCCCUGUCAUAGAAACUCCUCAUACCUUGGGCUCUACCACUCCCCCUGUAAUUGUCCCUAUCCCCCCUUCUCCAACGCCCUCCCCUACUCCUGUCAUCAAUGAUAUCGUCCUCCCUCCCCCCAUGGCGGACUUUACCACUCCUAUUGAUUCUAUUGGCCCCAUCACCACAGACUCGAUCAUUCCCAUUCUAAUAGACUAUGUAGAUGACAAACUCCCCCUUCCUCCUCCCCCUACUUCAGACUGUACCAUUCCCCCUGUCACAGACUCUGUCCAUACUCCAGAGUUGGACUCUUCAUCUCCAUGUGUUAAUGAUGUUGUUGUCUCUCCCUCUUCCCCUGUUGUAGCUCAUUCCCCUGUUCAUCCCCCCACCCUCCCACCACCACCACUGCCACCCAUUGACUCAGUUCAUACCUCCACAACAGUGGACUCUUCCACUCCCCCUGUCAUAGACACUGUUCACCCCCCCACUGUGGACUCUACCACUCUCCUCAUCACAGACAUUGUUCAACCCCUUACAUUGGACUCUACCACUCCGCUUUUCAUAGACUCACUGCUCCCCAACAUAACAGACUCUGAGACCACAGAGGCAGCACCUGCUUCCACAAUAAUGGACUGCACCAUUUCCUCCCCAAUAGACUCAGGUAUCCUCCCUGUAAUGGACUGUGCCAUCUCAGAAAACAGUGCUGUCAACGGGGUGGCGUCGUCAUGA